AUGAGGCUGUUCAGGUCCAUCAGCAAACCCUUCUUUUCCCAGGCUCGCACGAUGACAACCAUUGCGACCCUCAAGCGGCUAUCAGCCAAGUCUUUGUCGGAGAAGAUUCUCGAGGAGGUGAACGCUGCGGACCCCACGUUUGCCAUUAUUGAUGUUCGUGAUGAUGACUACAUCGGCGGCCAUAUCAAGGGUGCAAGCAACAUCCCCGCCCACACUCUCGACGCCAUGAUGGCGACCCUCGUGCGCCGCCUGAAGGAUAAGAAGACAGUCGUCUUCCACUGUGCCCUCAGCCAAAUCCGAGGACCCAGCGCCGCGCUCAAGUACCUCCGCGAGCGGGACGGCCUGCUGCGCUCCAUGGGCGAGGAUCCCAAGGGAGCAGACGGGCAGGAAGUGUUUGUGCUGGAUAGAGGGUUCUCUGGAUGGCAGGAGCUGUAUGGAGAGGAUGAGAGGUUGACGGAAGGGUAUGUGAAAGAUUUGUGGGAUAAUUACUGA
Fusarium keratoplasticum is the source of this 492-nucleotide messenger RNA. Its product is annotated as Rhodanese domain-containing protein. The transcript is spliced from 2 exons. NCBI's taxonomy places the organism in Eukaryota, Fungi, Ascomycota, Sordariomycetes, Hypocreales, Nectriaceae. Gene Ontology annotation, cellular component: nucleus; cytoplasm. The record is from RefSeq and is a predicted model, not a curated record. Gene Ontology annotation, molecular function: protein tyrosine phosphatase activity. Bases 1 to 492 code for a protein of 163 amino acids.